Molecule: messenger RNA, 3606 nt
Organism: Microtus ochrogaster (prairie vole)
Lineage: Eukaryota; Metazoa; Chordata; Mammalia; Rodentia; Cricetidae
Gene: Armcx2
Product: armadillo repeat containing X-linked 2
Exons: 6
Coding region: 659-3202 (847 amino acids)
Cellular component (GO): mitochondrion
Molecular function (GO): protein binding
Source: RefSeq, a predicted model, not a curated record
GCCUUGACGGCCAUCUCUGCCAUCUUCCUCCGGGUACCAACGCCAUAACGCUGCACACUGCCAGGCGAGAAGAAAAUUACCUCAGAACUGGACAGACUACCUUGCUGCCACAACCUUGCCCCCUCCCCUCCCCUUCCCUGCCCAACCCUCCCCUCUCCCCUAUCCUUCUAGGGUGCUAGGAAAUGGGUGUGCCUGCUUCUGUAGAAGAGAUGGCGGAUUUGGCGUUGUACGGGCUUCACAGGCUGGGGGACCGUAAGCGAUCUGGUAUUAAAUCGUCAUGCUAACUGCCAGGCUGCUUUCCAGACACCUGCGGCCCACAAAGCCCUUCAUCCUGGUCUUUUCAGCCCCGAAAAAAAGGAAUUCGGGUUCUUAGUCUGCGCCUGCAGUCUCUAUUUCUGCCCUUCAGCCUGCCCUCAGCAUGAAGCUCAGGCUGAACUAAAGGAAGGAGAAAGAGCUCAGAAUUCUUGCAGAUCCCUCUACCUUUAGGCUCUGCAGCUGCCAGCACGGCGGGAAUUGCUCCUGAUCCCAGGAACUUGGUCCAGCUCAGUUUGCUGCCUCAGAAGACCUUUCAAACCCGAGUUUGAGAGCCUCGUUUUGACUGGUGCAUACGUUCGUUCCACUUAAGCAAUCUGGAUCAGAGAAUUGUUGCACGUGUAUCAUGAGCCGUACUCGGGAUGCUGGCUGCGUAGCUGCUGGAAUAGUGAUCGGGGCUAGCGCCUGGUACUGUGUCUACAAAUACACUAGAGGAAAAGACCAGAAGAAGAAGAGACCAGCCAAAUCCAAGAACCGGGCUUCGGUGGGUACUGGAGCCAGGGCUAAAGGUGGACUAAAAGCAGGAUUCACAAUUGACCUUGGGCCAGGGUUCAAUCCCCCAGCCUCUGUCACUGUUGAGACAAUGAAUAAGGCCCAAGGGAAAACAUCCACUCUUGCCACAACUGCAGCUGAAAAAAUGGUGCCAGCUGCACCCAGCCCUAAGGUUCAGAAUGGGGCAGAAAGUAAGGCCCAGGAGGCCAAGGGGGCUGGGACUGAGCCUACUACCAAACCAGUAGUCGCGACUUCAGCUGCCAGUGCAAUUACACCCCCACCCAAGGUGGCAGAGGUUCCCACAGCUGCGGAGGCCCCACAAAUAGUAGUGACUCCCAAAGUUGCAGAAGCUCCUGGUACCAUGGACGCUACUGGGAUAACAGCACUCCCUGGGCCAGCAGUACUUCCUGGGGUAGCCCAGUCUCCUGGGCCAUUAGUACCUUCCCCAUCAAUAGCACCUUCUGUGCCAACAGCACUUCCCUGGGCUGUAGCACCUCCUGGGGUAGCCCAGUCUACUGGGCCAGCACCACCAACCAUGGCAGUGCAAUCUCUUGUGCAAGCAGCACCUUCCUGGGCAGUCGUAGCUCCCCCCGGGGCAGUCUACAUUCCCGUGGCAGCCCACUUUACUGGGCCAGCAACUGCCAGGGUAACCCAGUCUCCUGGGACAGUGGUGCCUCCCCUUCCACCCCCGUCUCUUGGGGCAACAAUGCUUUCUAGGGCAGUCCAGUCUCCUGUGACAACAGUGCCUCCCAGAGCAGUCCAGUCUUCUGGGGCAACAGUGUAUCCUGGGAUAGCCCAGUCUCCUGGGGUAGUAGUGCCUCCCAGAGCAGUCCAGUAUUCUGGGGCAGCAAUGCCUGCCAUGACAGGAGUCCCUUCUGGGGCAGCAAUGCCUGCCAUGACAGGAGUCCCUUCUGGGGCAGCAGUGCCUGCCAUGACAGGAGUCCCUUCUGGGGCAGCAAUACCUGCCAUGACAGGAGUCCCUUCUGGGGCAGUACUGCCUGCCAUGACAGGAGUCCCUUCUGGGACAGCAGUGUCUCCCAUGGGGCCAACAACUCCAAUGGCGGCGGCAGCAUUUGCUAGGGCACCAACAUCUACCCAGAGGGCAACAACCACAGAUGUCAUGCAGGUCCCUAGGGUGGCAGCACCUACUGAAGCCACAGAGGCUCCUAGAAUGGCAACACCUGCCAUGGUGGCUGGGGCCUCUCUGCCAAUGCUUUCUGGGGCUGCCCAGACUCCUGGGCAUUCAGGGUCCUCUAAGACAGCAGCCACUGGCAAGAAAGCUGGAGCUCACACUGGAGCUAUACCUAAGUCUGGGUCAGCCGCUGGCGCUGUGCCCAAAGGCGGGGGCAAAGGUGGAAACAGGAACCGGAAUGGAGGCAAGGGCAAAAAUAGAAAAAACAAGGUUGAAGUGGAUGAAUUGGGGAUGGGCUUCCGCCCUGGUGACGGGGCUGCGGCAGCUGCUGCAGCUUCUGCUAAUGGGGGACAGGCUUUCCUAGCAGAGAUUCCUGAAUCUGAGGAGGGGGAGUCUGGGUGGACUGAUACAGAGUCAGAUUCUGACUCUGAACCUGAGGUUCAGCAAAGAGGGAAGGGGAAGAGAACCAUUCCCAUGCAUAAGCGCCCCUUUCCGUAUGAGAUUGAUGAGAUUCUGGGUGUCCGAGAUCUCAGGAAAGUCCUAGCCUUGCUUCAGAAAUCAGAUGAUCCUUUCAUCCAGCAAGUAGCCCUGCUCACCCUGAGCAACAAUGCCAAUUAUUCAUGUAAUCAAGAAACAAUUCGAAAGUUGGGAGGCCUCCCAAUUAUUGCAAACAUGAUCAACAAAACUGACCCCCAUAUUAAGGAAAAAGCCUUAAUGGCCAUGAAUAACCUGAGUGAAAAUUACGAAAACCAGGGCCGACUGCAGGUGUACAUGAACAAAGUGAUGGAUGACAUCAUGGCCUCUAACCUGAACUCGGCAGUACAGGUGGUUGGGCUAAAAUUUUUAACAAACAUGACUAUUACUAAUGAUUACCAGCACCUGCUUGUCAAUUCCAUCGCAAACUUUUUCCGUCUGUUAUCCCAGGGGGGUGGAAAAAUCAAGAUCGAAAUUUUGAAAAUACUUUCAAAUUUUGCUGAAAAUCCGGAUAUGCUCAAAAAACUUCUCGGUACCCAGGUGCCGUCAUCCUUUAGUUCCCUUUAUAAUUCUUACGUGGAGUCGGAAAUUCUUAUUAAUGCUCUUACUCUAUUUGAGAUUAUCUUUGACAACCUCAGAGCGGAAGUGUUCAACUACAGAGAAUUCAACAAGGGUUCCCUGUUUUAUUUGUGUACUACAUCUGGGGUGUGUGUUAAGAAAAUCCGAGCCUUGGCAAAUCACCACGACCUCUUGGUGAAAGUGAAAGUUAUCAAACUGGUAAACAAAUUCUGAUUUGUGCCCUCAAGAUCUGUGAUGUCUCAGUUUUCCAGUCUGGAAGCAUUAAAAAUGAGAUGUUAUUGCUUUUCUCCUUGUGUGUAUAGUAAAGGAGUUCUUUCAGCUGCCAGCUUAGAAUAAUGUGUCAUUCAGAGUGAUGUUGUUUGUGGCAGUCACCAGCUUUAAGCGGAACCAUUUUCUGAAUACCAAAUAGUCCUGUAGUCCUAUAGUACUGAAGACACAUUUGUGAUUUGAAUUGUACUGCUUGAGUGGAAUAUUUUUCCCAAGUCCUCUAUGUGAGUUGAUAAUGAACCUGUCCGUGAAUGGCCUAUUCUGCCCUUACUUGUUUUGACUUGAAUUUUGUCACCAAAGACUUCAUAUGUGUAUCAUCAAUAAAGUUGUGUGUUGCAAAUCAGAAGAAA